ACUGUUGGGGCAAAUAAUCUCUAAACGAGUGGGUAGGACCAUUUUCGCCUCUUGACAUCCUUCCUUGACGCGUGCUUGGAAGAACUCAAGAUUAUGAACGUGUGACGUUGCACACUGAAUUUGACAUUGAGUCAGAAUGCAUCUAUGUAAAAUACGUGCGAUUAUGUGGGUGUAGCGGGGGUGUUUCCUGCGGCUCCUGUCGGUGGCGUGGACCUUUCUGGACCCCCAAUCCUCACGACAGCUACAGCCAUGUUGGAAAAUCUCGGCGCUCCAGAUGCAGCAGAGCGGCACGGUACCGCACGGUUGCUAAACUGACUUCUACCGCGCGUCUUCGCGCCAGUGACAUCGACAGCCGGUCACGGCGCUGUUGUGGACUCACUCAGGCACAGGGAGGCAGUCUGCCAACAACGGGCAGACUUCAGCCUCCAAAAGUCGGAUUUAAUACCACCGGGACUAAUGCGUGAAAGGCCUGCUUACUGACUGGAAACGGUGGUCGGUGAUUGGAAGUAGGUGCGGCCUGGCUCUGGGAGCAUUCAGCGGAUAUUUCUGGAAUAUCCCACUAUGCUGAAUAUGAUGGCCAGUUAGCCCCAGUAAGAGCAUCUGAGUCAGGCAUGGCAACAUCUUCCUAUUUGGAGCCCAACCUCAAUCACUCCGCAGCAAGUGGGUGUGGAGUGAAAUCCCGCUCCGGGAUUUCCGGUGUUACUGGUGUUGGUACUAGCGGCUCUGCUGGCGGUCUUGAGCGGACUCCAGGUUCUAUGGACAGGGUUCUGAAGAUUUUCCACUACUUUGAGACAAAUAGUGAACCCAGCACCUGGGCGAGUAACAUCAGACAUGGAGAUGCUACGGAUGUCAGGGGUGUCAUCCAGAAGAUAGCCGAAAUCCACAAAUUGCGCUGUGUCACUUCACUUGGCCUGCGUUUAACCCAUCUGCACACAGACGCACGUCACUGGUUACAUCCUGACUUGGGAGUCUGCCAUGUCAGAGAGAAAUAUGAGAAACGGCACCCGCAGGAAGAGUGGAGGUAUGAGCUACGGAUGCGCUACUUUCCUAAAGGUUACCUCAGUCAUUUCUCAGAAGACAAACCUUCGCUCAACUACCUCUAUCACCAGGUAAAGAGUGACUACAUGCAACAUAUCGCUGAUCAAGUCGAUCAAGAGGUUGCUUUGAAACUAGGCUGUCUAGAAAUAAGGCGGUUCUUCAGAGAGAUGCCAGGAAAUGCCCUUGACAAGAAAUCCAACUAUGAACUCCUAGAGAAAGAUGUUGGUUUGAGAAGGUUCUUCCCCAAAAGCCUGCUGGAGUCUCUAAAGGCGAAGACACUUCGUAAGCAUAUACAGCAGACAUUCAAGCAGUUCGCCAACCUCAACGAUGACCAGAGCAUCCACAAGUUUUUUGAAAUCAUCUCUCCCAUCUACCACUUUGAUAAGGAGUGCUUCAAAUGUGCAUUAGGGUCUAGCUGGGUAAUAUCAGUCGAAUUAGCAAUCGGACCAGAGGAAGGAAUCAGCUACCUCACAGACAAAGGCUCAACGCCUACCCACUUGGCUAACUUCAACCAGGUUCAAUCCAUCCAGUAUUCACCUUUGGAGGAAAAGGACAGGAAAGGCAUGCUGCAGCUCAAUGUAGCUGGAGCUCCAGAGCCUCUCACAGUCACCACAGCAUCCUUGACUACAGCAGAAAACAUGGCCGAUUUGAUUGAUGGGUACUGUCGACUCUUUUCCUCAACGAGCCACUCCUUCAUUGUCAGAGUCCACAAGGAGGGGGAUACCAGAGCGUUACCAUCCAUCCCGAAAGUGUCAAAUCAUGAGAGGCGGAUGGAAAAACGGAUGGAUGGAGUGCGAACCAGAGCAGUUUGUGUGUCAGGGCACAAUAGCGGCGAUGAAACAGAUGACUAUGCUGAGAUCAUAGAUGAGGAGGACACCUAUACAAUGCCUUCAAAAUACUAUGGACUAGAUCAAGCACAGGACUAUGAAAUUCAACGGGAUCAUAUUGAACUGGGCCGCUGCAUCGGUGAGGGUCAGUUUGGGGACGUCCACCAAGGAGUCUAUAUCAGCCCGGAGAAUCCGGCAUUGUCUGUGGCGGUGAAGACAUGUAAGAAUUCAACAUCAGACAGCGUCAGGGAGAAAUUUCUCCAAGAAGCACUAACCAUGCGUCAGUUUGACCAUCCUCACAUUGUGAAGCUGAUGGGCGUCAUCACAGAGAAUCCAGUCUGGAUCAUUAUGGAGCUUUGCACACUCGGAGAGUUGCGUUCUUUCCUACAAGUGAGGAAGUACAGUCUAGACCUGGCCACUCUCAUCUUGUAUUCCCAUCAGCUCAGCAUGGCAUUGGCCUACCUCGAGAGCAAACGCUUUGUGCACAGGGAUAUAGCAGCACGGAACGUCCUGGUAUCAACUGUUGACUGUGUGAAGCUGGGUGAUUUUGGUCUGUCAAGGUACAUGGAAGACAGUUCUUACUAUAAAGCAUCUAAGGGUAAACUGCCCAUUAAAUGGAUGGCUCCCGAGUCCAUCAAUUUUAGACGAUUUACCACAGCCAGUGAUGUCUGGAUGUUUGGUGUCUGUAUGUGGGAAAUUCUGAUGUAUGGCAUUAAGCCUUUCCAAGGUGUGAAAAACAACGACGUCAUUGGGAGGAUAGAGAAUGGCGAACGACUAGCCAUGCCCCCUCAGUGCCCACCUACCCUAUACAGCUUGAUGACAAAGUGUUGGUCGUAUGAUCCAAGCAAGAGGCCACGCUUCAAUGAAUUGAAAACACAGCUCAGUACUAUUCUAGAAGAGGAGAAGGCCCAGCAGAAGGAGAGGAACAGGAUGGAAAUGAGGAGGCAGGUCACUGUAUCUUGGGACUCGGGAGGGUCUGAUGAGGCACCCCCAAAGCCUAGCAGACCAGGUUACCCCAGUCCCCGCUCAAGUGAAGGCUAUUACCCCAGUGCCCAGCACCCCGGACACUACCAGAUGGCAAGUUACCCUGGCCCUCACACCCUUCCGUCAGUGCCCAGUGCCCUUUACCCCCCGCAGGCCACAAUGCUGGAAACGCAUCACGCCCACACGCACCCGCGCCACCAUGUCCAUACACACUCACAUGUACAGCACCUCCCUCAGGCACAUGGACAGGACAUGGCCCAUUGGGGUUCAGCUAUGGAGGACAGCGCGGUAGACAUGCAGCAGUGUGUAGGCCAGCAGUGCUUGUUAAUGGAGGAACAGCUGAUGAUACAGCAGCAGCAGAUGGAGGAGGAUCAGAGGUGGCUGGAGCAGGAGGAAAGGCUGCUGAAACCAGAAACCAGAAGUUCUCGAGGGAGUCUGGACCGAGAUGAUGGAGUACUGCAGCCACCAACGGGAAACCAACACAUAUACCAGCCCGUUGGCAAAGCAGAGCUCGUGGCCCCCCCGAAAAAACCACCACGACCUGGGGCCCAGAGCCAAGGGUGCAGUCUGGCGGGUCUGAACACUGCAGAUGGCUACAAUGAUGGCGUGAAGCACUCAUCAAUGUUCGUCCUUGAAUCGGCUCAGCUACAGCCCCAAGAGAUCAGCCCCCCUCCCACCGCCAAUCUGGACCGCUCCAACGACAAGGUAUACGAAAACGUGACCGGAUUGGUGAAAGCUGUGAUCGAGAUGUCGAGCAAGAUUCAGCCAGCUCCUCCCGAGGAGUACGUUCCCAUGGUCAAGGAUGUGGGCCUUGCAUUGAGGACGUUGUUGGCCACAGUCGACGAGACCCUACCACAACUUCCAGCCAGCACACACAGAGAGAUCGAGAUGGCGCAAAAGCUUUUGAACUCUGACUUGGCAGAACUGAUUGGAAAAAUGAAGUUAGCUCAGCAGUACGUGAUGACGAGUCUUCAGCAAGACUACAAGAAGCAGAUGCUGACCGCCGCUCACGCCCUCGCUGUGGAUGCCAAAAAUUUGCUGGACGUCAUCGACCAAUCUCGGCUCAAGAUGAUGGCGCAGUCCCGCCCACAUUAGCACCGCACGUAUUGUUCACCGACUGGUGGAUGCGUCUACUUCCUUACAGUGAGAGUUGUUGGAACUUUCCAUCCAAAAACUGACUACUCGGGUCGUGUGAAGGCCCCGAUAUCGUCGUCACCUUGAUGUAACCACGGCGCUGAUCCUUUAUUUAUCUCUGCACCACUGUGAGAUAUUUUUUAAAGAACCGAGCAAAACAAUUCCUGAAUCAGGGAUUUGUCGUCUUUGUGGACUAAAGUGAGAGAAAGAGAAGAAUAGAGCAUCAUGGAUGUUGGGUUGGCUGCAAAUCGAUUCCAUUUGUUGGAGUAAGCCAAGCCAUCGGAACCUGACUGUCUUAAGCGUCGUCAUAUCACAAGGAAGCGACUCGAGCAUGUCAGCCGUUUUUUUUCUGGUCGGGGAAACCUUGCCGAUUUUGUUCCUCCACUAUCCCUUCUUUUCCCUUCUCACUCUCUUUUAUUUAAAGAAUCACAAAUGAGACGAAUGAAAGACACAAUACAAAACACUAAAGGAAUUGUUUUUUCCUUUCUUACUUUUUGUCUUACUGACUCCAUUCCUGUUGUCUUCCUCAUCCAGCUCCGGUCUGAGCAGGUUUAAAAGAUUUUGAUGAAGCCGCCUCAGAUCUCACAGAGUUUGCUCUUUAUCGUCUGUCGUUUUGACUCACAGUCUUCAUCUAAACGGAAAACUCAUACGUAUUCCAUCCCAGCAGCACAGAGGGGUGGGCGGAGAAGAUGAAGGAGGGUGGUGAGGGCCUCCUCCUCUUUGUCAACCUCUACCUGCCCCCCAUGCCAUCAUAUCUGCUUGGGAUCACAGUGUGAUUUGCCAGAAAUGGAAAUGAAGUUGAGCUCUGGCAACAUGUACGAGAUCCCCGGGCUGACGUUUUGAGCCACAAAACUGGAAUGUCAUCUUGCAAACUCACGAGGAUGAACUGAGAAUACCAAACUCCAUGUGUGUGGCAUGACUUGGUGGUAUGGAGGAUAGCAUAUUUGCACAGCACCAAAAUAAAUCAAGGGUAGUUCGACCCAGGUUUGAUGAUCACGUCUAGCCAGCCAAUCAAUACCUGGGUUGAUAGAGGGUUACAAAUGUACAAUAAACAAUUUAUUUUAUCUCUUUGUUGUUGUGUAAAUCUGCUCAUGUUGGUAUAUUGUAAACGGUACUGGUGUGCAUCACUGGUCAAUUGUACAGAAGUCGUACGAGUAAACACUUGUUUUUUUAUUUUGUCUGCCUUCUUGUUAAAUAGUGGGGAAAACAAUGAAAUAAAAAUCAUGCAGAAGUGGAAA
Hippocampus zosterae (dwarf seahorse) is the source of this 5221-nucleotide messenger RNA. RefSeq names its product focal adhesion kinase 1-like. Gene Ontology annotation, biological process: signal complex assembly; protein phosphorylation. The record is from RefSeq and is a predicted model, not a curated record. Gene Ontology annotation, molecular function: protein tyrosine kinase activity; ATP binding. NCBI's taxonomy places the organism in Eukaryota, Metazoa, Chordata, Actinopteri, Syngnathiformes, Syngnathidae. Bases 612 to 3944 code for a protein of 1110 amino acids. Gene Ontology annotation, cellular component: cytoskeleton; focal adhesion. The transcript is spliced from 35 exons.